Molecule: messenger RNA, 715 nt
Organism: Manihot esculenta (cassava)
Lineage: Eukaryota; Viridiplantae; Streptophyta; Magnoliopsida; Malpighiales; Euphorbiaceae
Product: 60S ribosomal protein L35a-1
Exons: 5
Coding region: 128-466 (112 amino acids)
Biological process (GO): cytoplasmic translation; ribosomal large subunit biogenesis
Cellular component (GO): cytosolic large ribosomal subunit; ribosome
Molecular function (GO): structural constituent of ribosome
Source: RefSeq, a predicted model, not a curated record
CACACCGUAAUUUUACCUCAACCUUACAACCUACAUAUAAACGUAUUCGUUCCCCCUCUUUUCCGAGUGCUGCUAGGGUUUUCCGCCACCGCAGUUCAGAGAAGCAGAGCCUCAAGCAGAACCGAAGAUGGUGAAAAGCCGCCAAGGAGAGAAUGUCAGACUCUAUGUUCGAGGAACUAUUCUCGGAUACAAGAGGUCCAAGUCGAACCAGUACCCAAACACGUCGCUGAUACAGAUCGAGGGCGUGAACACCAAGGAGGAGGUAGCUUGGUACUGUGGUAAGCGUAUGGCCUAUAUAUACAAGGCUAAGGUGAAGAAGAAUGGUACCCACUAUCGCUGCAUUUGGGGCAAAGUAAGUAGGCCUCACGGUAACAGUGGUGUUGUUCGUGCCAAGUUCAAGUCUAACCUACCUCCCAGAUCUAUGGGAGACAGGGUUAGAGUCUUCAUGUACCCCAGCAGCAUAUAAGCUGUGCGAUUCUUCGUUGCGGGUAAAAGGUGGAAUAGUUGAGUUUGGAUCAUACCCUUACACAAGAGUUGAGCUUUUUAGGUUGUGUUAUCAAGAGCAAAUACUAGCUAGCUGUUUUGUCUUGUUCUGUUUAAUUUGUUUGGAUUUUGAAACAUGAGACAAAUGUCCGUGGUCUAUCUCGAAACUGAGAUCCAUUUUUUGGCAUCGGAACCUUUUAAUCUCAUUGGAUUUUGAAGUUUAUGCAGUCAA